CCCCUUCUCGGAUGGGGCGCGCGGCUGCUCGCCCGUCCAAGCAAACUUGGAACAGCCUCCUAGUCCCUCUGGGAAGAAACUUGGGGCAUUUGGGACUGGAGGCAGCAUCCCAUUCACAGUCCUGGAGCCCAGGAGCCGUCAGGGUAUCCGGAUCCCCGAGGGCUGGCCGGAUUUGGAGCGUCCUUCUCGGGGACACGGGGAGAACCUGCCGCAGUGCCUGGAGCAAGGAUUGCAGCUGGGCUGGAGGCUGAGACCGCUUGAGGCAGCUGCCCGCAGUUAGGGACCAGAGGCGGGCGGGGACGGAGGGACUGAUUCCGAGCGGCUUUCCUGGAGAUGGCAGAUAAUACUAGGAAUUGUCAUAGCCACUUCUUUGGCAGAUAACAGGGAGAAUCUUUUCUGCUUUAAAUUUUGCAGCAACGUGGGAGAAAAAACAUGUGAAUGGGGCUAUCUUUUCUGUCAGGUUGAAAGGAAAUUGCCAAUUGCUCACCUUCUUGUAUUUCACUCAAAUAAAUAUUUUGCACUGAAUUUCUUACUAACUCAGAAUGUAUUUUUCCACUAAGAUCACCAAGACACUUAAGAGAUAUAUUGAUUGUAUUACAAGAGGAGAAAGAGUCUGUAAUUAUUUAUUUAGACCUAGUACCUGUAAUUAUAAGAAAAAUCCAGCGAGGCAUGGGGCAGCUGUGCAUUACAGGUUUUCCCACAGAGCAGUGUGGUAACGUCCUUUCGGGAGUGCUUUGUGUGUGGGUCUGAGGAGCAUUUUAUUUUUAAGAGAACUCCAUCCGGAUGGUAAUCUGCCUGACCUGAGGGAAGACUUCCAGGGAAGCAACAAUCUGAUAGCAUUAACGUCUGCAAAAUUUUGCAAGCCCAACACCAGAGCACCCUAGAAAGUUCAACUAGAAGAAUGCUCAUGUUCGACCCGGUCCCUGUCAAGCAAGAGGCCAUGGACCCUGUCUCGGUGUCGUACCCGUCUAAUUACAUGGAGUCCAUAAAGCCCAGCAAGUACGGAGUCAUUUACUCCCCGCCAUUGCCGGACAAGUUCUUCCAGACCCCGGAGGUCCUGUCGCACGGGAUGCAGAUGGAGCCGGUGGACCUCACGGUGAACAAGCGGAGCUCACCGCCCUCGGCUGGGAGCUCUCCUUCCUCGCUGAAGUUCCAGUCCUCGCACCGGAGAGCCUCACCCGGGCUGAGCAUGCCGUCUCCCAGCCCGCCGAUGAAGAAGUACUCCCCGCCUCCCCCGGGCGUGCAGCCCUUCAGCAUGCCGCUGUCCAUGCCGCCGGUGAUGGCCGCUGCCCUGUCCCGGCACGGCAUCCGCAGCCCAGGGAUACUGCCGGUCAUACAGCCGGUCGUGGUGCAGCCCGUCCCCUUCAUGUACACCAGUCACCUCCAGCAGCCGCUCAUGGUGUCCUUGUCCGAGGAGAUGGAAAACUCAAACAGCAGCAUGCAAGUACCUGUAAUUGAAUCGUAUGAGAAGCCUAUAUUACAGAAAAAAAUUAAAGUAGAACCUGGGAUCGAACCACAGAGGACAGAUUAUUAUCCUGAAGAAAUGUCACCCCCUUUAAUGAACUCAGUGUCCCCCCCGCAAGCCUUGUUGCAAGAGAAUCACCCUUCAGUCAUAGUGCAGCCUGGGAAGAGACCUAUACCUGUGGAGUCUCCGGACACCCAGAGGAAGCGGAGGAUACACAGAUGUGACUAUGACGGAUGCAACAAAGUGUACACUAAAAGCUCUCACUUGAAAGCACACAGAAGAACACAUACAGGAGAAAAACCCUACAAAUGCACAUGGGAAGGAUGCACAUGGAAGUUUGCUCGGUCUGAUGAACUCACAAGACAUUUUCGGAAACACACUGGCAUCAAGCCUUUCCAGUGUCCGGACUGUGACCGCAGCUUCUCCCGCUCUGACCACCUCGCCCUCCACAGGAAACGCCACAUGCUAGUCUGAGUGUCUCCGCCUCCCGCCUUGGCACCCCACCCGCCCGGCUCUCUCGUCCUCCCCCCAAUUGUCUAACUCAUUUUUUACAUGUACAUUUUAAUUUUGAUUCAGCUGGUCUGAAUCUCUGAAUUUAUAUCAUUCAAACUUCCAUAUGGUCAGUAGUAGAUAUUCUAAUCCCCCCCUCUCCUUACCACGGGUCAGACCUAAAGAAUGUGAACACUUUUUUUUUUUUUUUCCGGGGAUGCUAAGCAAACCCUUCUUACAGAUACGUUUAAUGUAAUGAGAACAAGGGAACAUGUAAACUAACAGAACCAAUUGUCGGUUUGUCCAUGUAUUCCUCUAAAGAAGUAAAUGUAUUAGAAAUACAGUAUCCAGCCUGGUAGUCCUUGCCAGAGACAUUCAUACCUCUGAGCCCCGUGAUCACGUUUAGUGCUGCGCAGCAGCAGAUGGGUGGACCCCUUCCCGGGUUAGCUAGAAGGGCAGCAAGACUCCGGGCUGGUGCAGCCAGCUCUUUCAUCAUCCUUCAGCAGUCUUGCUUGUCAGCUUGGAUUUAUCACGCCAUCUAAAUUAAGUCCCUUACCCUCCUUGGUGCCUGCAGCUAGUAAGGAGAUCUUUGUCACCACUGGAAGAUGGGCUAGAGCUGUUGAUGUAGGUGAUUCUCAGUUCAAAGGAUGUGUUUGCAUCGCAUGGAGUUGGGGCAGAGGGGCAAACAAGGAAGCCAGCCAGGGAUCCCCGGGGAGAUGUUAUCAUUCAGUUGGCUGUGCAGGGCGUUCCUAGAGCUUCAGUCUCUGUGCAUGUCCAGCCGUGUUAAGCUGUCCCACAAAGCCAAGUACUGAUGGGGUCCCCCAGGCACCGGUCUCCUUUCCUGCAGUGUCCUUAAUGGAGAUUAUCAAGCACAGAUAGUAAGGACACCACAAAAAUAAUUGCCUAGUAAUGAUAAAAAAAAAAAUCUUUUGGAUAAGGUCUGAAUGGCCUUUUACCCAACCUACUUAGAGCUUUUUAUCACAAGCAAGGAAACAUAAGCAAUUAUAUCCCCAUAUCAGAUUUCUCACACAGCUUUCGUACGGAGGCUGUGUGAGCUAUAAGGUGCCAAAUUGGCUGUCAUUUGCAUGCAUGACACGUAUCAUGAAUAAGCAUCUGCUAGUGCUUGGGUCGGUUCAUUAAGACCUGAGUGAUGCUAUUUGUGAAUAGUUGUGAAGCACAAAGACCUUUACUUGGGGGACAGAUUUCUGAAAAAUACAGAAAAAUCACAGUUCAGGGAUUCAUAUAUGUAGCUCAAAAACUUGCAAACGUUUACCAUCGGGGCUGGCAAUCUCCUUUCACUAUCAAGUGUCCUCCUGUCCGAAGAACAGGCUGAAAAUGACUCGUGUUUAUGUUGAAGAUAAAUAGUACCAUUAUUUGGGGGAAGUUUUUCAAAAGCAGGCUUUUGAGCACCGUAGUCUAUAUGCCAAUAAAAAUAAUUCAUGUGUAGAGAUGCUGUUGGUCCUAAAUUUGAAGGAAUUAGUGGCGGUGGUCAAACGGGGGUGCGUAUGACCAAAUGGCCCUUCGUAGAGGAUGGAGAAGAAUGGCAUCCAGAAGAUGCAUCCCAGCCACAGCUCAGGACCCAACACGGCCUCACCUGGGAGGAACACACUAUUUCUAGCGCAUCAGUGAAUGAGUGAUUCUGGAGGCCUGCGGAGCGGAUUGUGUGGGAAGCUUACUUUGGCGUUGUGUUCAUAAAAGUUCGCUGUAAGGACGGUGCACCUGAGAGAUCUCACUCAACAGCUCUCUGAACCGACUGAAAGGAAAUGUGAUUGAGAAGCGAAAAGUAAUGUGUUAUCUGGCACUUGGGGUUUUUUGUUUUGUUUUUUUAAGCACUGCAGAAUUUGCUUAGAACAAUUUGAUUAAAACAUCCUAAUUGGGCUCUUCCUUUCUUUCAUUUUUUUUUUUGUUUGUAUGUUUGCCACUAAGAUACGAAUCGAGGGAUAAAAAUGGCUCUUGAAUCAUUAGUUUUGAGUCUGAGUCCAGUAAUAGAAAGUUGCAUGGGUUCUGAGGAAAUUGUGCGCCAUGGCAUAUAAAAAUUCUGUUCAGAAGUGCAAGCAAGACCCUGCAGAGACUAUUACAGGAUUAUUUAGCUUGCUUCAAUUAUGUUAACAGUUCAUUAACAAAGUUCCUUUUUAACUUGGGGGGGAAAGCAACCCAGAGAAGCCAUUCUCUGUUCCCACGCUAGGCUACAUACUUGACCAAUCGGCUCUUUCCAAAUUUUACUUUUUUUAUAUAUAUUUGUAUUUUACUAAGAUAGUUGAGAAAUUUAGUCUCUUAGUCAUUUCUAGCUGUAAUUGUGGGAGGCCUCAAACAAGAUGAGAUGCCCUUUGAAUGUAUGGUUUUCAUGAUGUGCCACGCUUCUAUCCGUGGUGAUUUUAACUGCAAUAUUUACGUGGGUGAGAACGAUUUGUAAACAUGGAGUUAGUGUAUAAAUUGCUAGAGAAUUUCUUCAGUUAUUAUCCAAGUGCCAUCUUGAGGAAGAAGUCAGGAAGAUUCCAUCUGAACCCGUCAUGUUUUCGAGUUGUAAAAUAUGAACCUGCAUCAGAAAUGGGCAUUAACGUUCUGAGUCGCCUGGUCUGGAGAAGGGGCUGGCAAAGUAGAGCUACGUUCAUCUGAGGAAAUGCUAAACAUGCAGAAAUGUCAAGAGCCUGGGGACAGAUCUACAGGGGAACUACAUAUGUGUAUUUUCUUACACCCAUCUGCACUAUCAGUGUUGCACUAAUGCGGGGUUUGAGAGAGUGUUGCCGAUACUGUAUAUGUCUGCCCAUCAUUCCUGGUGAGAUUGUGUUAAAGACAAUCUCAAAGACCUAAAGUUUUACAGUAAAUCUGCUGGUUUGAAAAUACAGUCAUCUUGUGAAGGAAUUUCUUUCAUACAUGAAGUUGCUCAGAGUGGUAUUUAUUCUCUUCUUGGUCAAGGAUAAUAAUUUCUAAAUGAUUGCAAAUUUACUUCAGAAAUAAUACAUUUACAAAGCCAUUUUCCAUGCAUUAAACGAGGGCUACAAUAUUAUGUUUUACAAAUACUAGCACUUUUUUUUCGCUGUUAUGUACUUAGUGUUAGAGGGUCAAAAUAAUCUUUCUGCUUAGCAUCUCUUAACCCAUCCCUGCAAGUAUAGCAGGAUUAUUACAUUGACAGUACUUUAAUACUUGUAUAAACUAUGCAGAAAUUUUUAAUAAAGUGUAAUAUAUUUUAUAAGCUAAUAAGACUGAAUGGGUAAAGGUUUUUAGCAUGCAUUAGUAUACUUGCAAAUACUGAAACAUUUUGGUAAUCUUUCUUACUAAAGAUGUGAAUGUUUAAUGUACCUUCUCUGUUUCUACUCUGUAGUCCAAUGGGAAUUCAGUAAUGACAUUUUGUCAUGUCAAACUGUGAACAUGAAUUUGUACUGUACAGCCCUCAUAUACUAUAUACAGUAUGCAAUAUAUGUAUUAUAUACUUGUUAAUAAAACCAUCAGACUAUUAA
Molecule: messenger RNA, 5412 nt
Organism: Phyllostomus discolor (pale spear-nosed bat)
Lineage: Eukaryota; Metazoa; Chordata; Mammalia; Chiroptera; Phyllostomidae
Gene: KLF3
Product: Kruppel like factor 3
Exons: 6
Coding region: 902-1939 (345 amino acids)
Biological process (GO): regulation of transcription by RNA polymerase II
Molecular function (GO): RNA polymerase II cis-regulatory region sequence-specific DNA binding; DNA-binding transcription factor activity, RNA polymerase II-specific
Source: RefSeq, a predicted model, not a curated record